Danio aesculapii is the source of this 2751-nucleotide messenger RNA. RefSeq names its product Ras association domain family member 7a (gene rassf7a). The record is from RefSeq and is a predicted model, not a curated record. The coding region runs from base 189 to 1427 and encodes 412 amino acids. Gene Ontology annotation, biological process: signal transduction. Lineage: Eukaryota; Metazoa; Chordata; Actinopteri; Cypriniformes; Danionidae. The transcript is spliced from 6 exons.
UAUCAGUACCCAAAGCGUGAUCUGCUCUCAGCCUGCAGGUGGGAGAGACUGGGCCACAUGCUAGUGCUCUGAAGCGGGGGUAGGGCCGACGGCAUCACCUGCAACUCAUUGAGAAGAGCAGGAAUGGUACAGGAUAUGGACAGAAUCCAGACUUUAUUAUGUAUUUCUGAUCUGUGCUUGCGCCUCUGAUGGAGCUGAAAGUUUGGGUGGAUGGAGUUGUCAGAGUGGUUUGUGGCCUGUCAGAGGAUACAUCAUGCCAGGAUGUUGUCAUUGCACUUGCCCAAGCCAUUGGCCAGACUGGUCGUUAUGUUCUCAUUCAGAAACUGAGGGACACUGAGCGCCAACUACUAGCCAAUGAGUGCCCACUGGAGUCCCUGGCCAAACUGGGCCAACAUGGCAGCGAGGUGCAGUUCUUUUUGCGGCGAACUGGUCCAAGCAGCAGCGAAGACCAAAGUCUGCACAGCCAUACCCUCCCUCACUCCAAACCUUCAAUAUCAGAGUUCAAACAGGGAUUACCUAGGAAAUCAUUCACUUUCAACUUGGGUCCUUCCAGUUCUCCUCGCUCAAAACCUAAGGAUUCAAAUAAAACACGCUCUUUUGAACCUGUUCCACAUGUAGCAUAUCUUCCAGGGCCAUCUAAAGAGGAGGUGUUUAGUCAUGUUCUCCAGCAGCAGGAGCAGCUUCAUUCCCUUGAGACCCAGCUGGUGGCUGUGGACAGGGAAUGUGAAACUUGGGAAAAGCCAUCUGCUGAGGAGACAUCGCUGCAGGCAGAGAUGGAAGCUUUGGAAAAGAUGCUGUGGAAGAACCAGCAAGAGUUGGUGGAUGAGGAGUUUUGGCUGGAGGAACUAAGGAUAGAGACAGAAAGGGAACAUGGGAUGAAGCGGCAGGUGGGAGAGCUGCAUGCUAAACUUGAUGACUGUGCCCAAAAGUUGCUUGAAUUCAACAAUCGUACCAUACAACUUGAGAAGGACAUUCAGAGAGAAAUGCUACGAGUGGACAUUUUGCCUGUUCAGUCCGAUUCAAAAGACUCUUUAGAGGUAGUCAAGACAGAUCUUCAAAGUCAACAAAAGCAGGGGGAAGAGAUGGAGGCAGAGCUUAAAGAGCUUGAGAAGACUUUGGGGAGGGCUGAAACUUUGUUAAAGGCUAAGCAGGAGGAAAUUGAAGAGUUGAAUAAGGAACUGAGACAGUGUAAUUUACAACAGUUUAUCAAGCAGGCCGGAGCCCUGCCUACCCACACUCAGCCUCGUACAGACCUCUGUGAACCUCCAGAAGAUCUGGACCAGACUCAACAACAAGAAAAGCACAAAGACAAUGAUUUGACCCUACGUCCCACUGCCAAGCAAUUCCUUGGUCACCCACGCAACCUGCAGCACCCCCUGGUAUCUAGCCUGAACCCUGAGGUCCUGACAUCCAGGGAAACGUCUUGACGGUAAUGAAUCUGAGGCUCAGGGCAAAGGAUUUAUAAUGGCUUUCUGUGUAUAUUCAACCUUGCUGUCUUAACUAUUGUCAGUAUAACUAUUUAUGUGUUAUAUCUUUUAGCAACAACUUAUAUAUAUGUAUGUGUGUGUGUGUGUGUGUGUGUGUGUUUGUGUGUAUGUGUCUGAGAGAGAGAGAGAGAGAGAGAGAGAGAGAGAGAGAUACAGCAAUCUUUGAGAAUCAAAAUAACUUUUUGGUACAUUUCAAAACUUGUGUUUACUGUUAAAUUUGACUUAAUUUUAUCCCGAGAUGCCUUACUUUUGUUCAUGAAUUGAAAUCAGUUAAAAGCUCUGCAAUGUGCCAAUGUUAAAUGAUUUGAGCUUUCUAUUACUUAUUCACAAAGUGCAGAUGUUGAGUGGAAGUAAAUAAAGCAAAUUUUUCUAAAAAAGUUUUUUUUCAUUUCAGAAAAAGAAUACAAAAUAUAUUUGAAGCAAUUUGUAUAUAACUGGAAAAAGUAGAGAACAUAAGAACGCAUUACAACAAAAAAUAACAGGUAUUUUUUGAUUGAUAUUUAAGACAUUUUUGUUGUUUUUUCCUUUUCUUUUUUAAAAGUAGAAAACUGCACGUGUUAAUAAUAAAAGGUCACAUGGUGAAGAAACCAAUAAAUCUUAGAGAGUACAAAUCUAUUUUAUUUGAGUUAUGUACCUAUAGAAAAAUACAAAUGUUUCAAAGAUAAAAAGAUUUAAAGCAAAAAAAAUUUGUAACAGAACACUAAUAUCCUGCUAUUUAAAUACCAAGAAAACGACAGUUAGGAAAUGGAUCAUUAAAUGUUAUAUUAAAAGAAUACUUAAGUAUGACAGAGAAGUCCUAAAAUUCAUAUUAACUUUAAUUUAAAAUCUUUAUAUUUUCACACUAUUCUUAAACCCAUAGGUUUUACCUGUAGGUUUUAUAAAAUUUCAAAUGCAAUAGAAUUGAGUUUGAUUGCUUAUGGAGUGGAGGUCACAAUACGUUUACCCUAUUCAGACAUUUUAUUUUCACAAUUAAAUAAUUAAAGCAUUAAAAGAAGAGACUUUAUUUGUCUUUGUAUGUAACCACUUUGAUUGUUUUUGUUGUUGUUGUUGUUUUUUUUGUUUGUUUUAAUCAGACACCAAAAGUCGACAUUUUGACCCACAUACAGUUGUGCUCAGUACAGCAGUAACCUCUUGAACAAUGCUAUUAAGGCUAUUUGUGCAUUGCAAAUGGAUGUAGUGUAAUAUAAAAACAACAUACCAAAACUGUUAUUUAUUGUAUGGGUUUUGUUUUGUUUUUUUGUUAUUGAGAGAACUCAUUCAUUCU